This is a messenger RNA of Xenopus laevis (African clawed frog), 3647 nucleotides long. It is a transcript of the gene mphosph8.L, whose product is annotated as M-phase phosphoprotein 8 L homeolog. The transcript is spliced from 14 exons. NCBI's taxonomy places the organism in Eukaryota, Metazoa, Chordata, Amphibia, Anura, Pipidae. The record is from RefSeq and is a predicted model, not a curated record. Bases 187 to 2730 code for a protein of 847 amino acids. Gene Ontology annotation, cellular component: nucleus.
AUUUGGCGUUCAUGAACGCCUUACGCUCAGUGACGUUGAUUGGUCGAGAGGAAGUGUCCGGCGCUCGGUGUCUGGUCGGUGAUUGGUUGAGGCCCCCAUGUCCCCUUAGAGACGUAUAAUGGAGAGGAGUGUGUGAGUGUGGCGCAGAAGGAUUUUCCAGUUGUCGUCAGUCCAGUCCGGGGCAUCAUGGCGGAGGUCGAGGGGAGCAAUGCUGUAUUAUCUGACGCUGCUGGAGCCAAGGAAGAGCCUCCGGUGGUGGCUGGUGUAGUAGCGGGUGCAACGGCUAAGGCUGAACCAAUGGAGAGCGAGCAGGAGGACGAGGAGGAUGUGUUUGAAGUGGAGUCUAUCCUGGACUCUAAGAUAGAAGGGAGUGAAGUGUUAUACCGUGUGAGGUGGAAGGGAUAUGAUUCCGACGGGGACACAUGGGAGCCAGAAGCCCAUCUUGAUGACUGUAAGGAAGUCCUGCUUGAAUUCCGUAGGAAACAGGCAGAAAACCAGAAACCUGUCAAGAAUGAAAUGCCGAAAUUAUCUCCGAGUGAUCUUUUUGAGGCAGAUUCCGGGGAUGAGCAGAGUGUCCAAAAGGCUGAUUCCCCUCCAAAAAAGAAGAAAAAAUCCAGAGAGGAAGAAGAUGAAGACUUGACACCGGAAGAGAUGAAAAAGAAAAAAUCCAAGUCUGGUAAAUGUAAGGAAAAAUCAAAGGCAGAGGCAGAGCUGUCUGAUGGCUCAUCCCCAGACCUGAAACCAAAGAAGAGAGUAUCCGAAAGCAAGGAAGAUUUAGGUUACAAAAAGCAAAAGAAGGAUGAUCUCAAAGACUUAAAGAAGACAAAAAAAGAUGAUGUAAAAGACCCAAAGGUCAAGGGGAAAGAUGAAUUAAAAGACAAAAAGCAGAAAAAGGACAAAGUGAAGGAAUGUGACCCCCCAGCUUAUGCCGUUCAGGCUUCUGAAGACCUUUCCGAUUCAGUUAGUGUGAGUUCAGUUGUAUUAACUGAGGAGAAAAAACAACCUGCAGAAGAGCAAGAGGAAAAAGAACAAGAGCCUAUUCAGGAUCUGCCAGAAGACACGCCAAGUGAGUUACACAUUAUGGAAGAGGAGGACGACGACGAGGAUGAGGAGAUGAAAGUUAAAAAGAAGAAGAAGAAGAAGCACAAAAAACUAAAGACUGAGAGAGGUGAGGAAACCAAGGCCUUGUCUUACGAGCUGCAGAUGGAUAAAAAGAGCACUCAGAAAAAGCAAAAAUCACUUGAAAAGCUUAAAGAGCUUUCUAUAUUGGAAAGAUUUGCACCUCUUCCUGCGCCAGUUCAGAAGGGCUCGCGAGCAAGUGUGGAAGACAAGGGAAGGAAGUCUGUGGACUCAGUACCUGAGGAAAAAGAAGUUAAAAAAACAGACGCAGGAAAAGAGAAAACCAGGAAGAAACAAGACUUAGAAAAAGAGAGCAGAAAAGAACAGAAGGUGGUAAAGGCUGUAAAGGAGUCCAAGAACAUAUUUGAUGCAUUCACAGUAACUCCUGAAGACCGAAAUGAAUGCACAGAGUCGUCUAGAAUAAAAGAGGAGAUGCCAAUUAUAGACUAUAGACCAGUGGAAGAAUGCAAAACUAAGGAGCUAAAACAGGUUUUCAAAGAAAGACAGAACUCUAGAGAUGAGAGUGAACCAUGGGCAUUUGCAGCUUCAGAAAGGGAUCAGGAGGUUGCUGACCCACUGUCUCUAAUGCAUGAUAAUACUGCACCUUUGGUGAGUAAAGCACAAGUUAGUUUAGCAAUGGAUCUACAGCUGGAGUGGAUGACUCUGGAAGACUUUCAGAAGCACCUUGAUGGAACUGAUCUGAUUCUUCCAUCUGAAGCUAUAUCGAGUAGUGCACUGAAAGAUGCUGUGAAAAACGGAGAUUAUGUAACCGUAAAAUAUGCACUUAACUCAAAAGAAGAAUAUGAUUUAGAACAAGAGGAUUCUAGUGGGAUGACACUCGUGAUGUUGGCCGCAGCAGCAGGGCAGGACGAUGUUCUUCGGCUACUGAUAAAGAAAGGAGCAAAAAUUAAUUCUAAACAGAAAAAUGGGACAACUGCUUUGAUUCAUGCUGCUGAAAAAAACUAUUUAACAACCGUGGCACUUCUUUUGGAAGCUGGUGCUUAUGUGAAUGUGCAACAGGCAUCUGGUGAAACUGCUCUGAUGAAGGCAUGUAAAAGGGGAAACUCGGAUAUGGUGCGGCUCUUGCUAGAAUAUGGCGUCGACUGUAACGUACUGUCCAAGCACCAGGGCAACGCGUUGCAGUUUGCUAAGCAAAGCAAUAAUGUGAUCUUAUAUGAGAUGAUAAAAAACCAUUUGGAAACCCUUUCCAGAGUAGUAGAAGAUGCAAUUAAGGAUUACUUUGACACUCGCCUUUCUCUGCUGGAACCAAUCUUCCCGCUUGCUUGUCACCGACUCUGCGAGGGACCAGAUUUCUCUUUGGAUUUUUCCUACAAACCUCCAUUUACUAGCCCAGAAGGAUCUGGGAUCCUCCUGUUUGUGUUCCAUGCAAACUAUUUUGGUAAAGAGGUGGUGGUGCGACUGUGUGGACCAUGCAGUGUGCAAGCUGUAGUAUUAAAUGAUAAGUUCCAGCUGCCUGUAUUUUUGGAUGCUCAUUUUAUUUAUUCCUUCAGCCCUGUGGCUGGCCUUAAUAAACUCUUUAUCCGACUGACAGAAGUUCCAGCUGCAAAGGUAAAGCUGCUAAUCUGCGCGUAUAGAGUCCAACUGCCGUGAAAACGCCUGGUAAUAAAAUCACCGUUUUUGGCAACAUGACCAGUACACGAGAUGUUAAUGGAUCGGCCUUGCACUGAAGAGACAAUAGAUAAUAUCAGAUGAUGAGGACACGUAGAGCCACUUUAUUUUGUCUUUAUCCAUUCACAACUGGGACUGGGGGUUUUUUUGUUUUUGUUUUCUGGUUAUACCAGUCUUUACCCAGAAUCAGUGAUACCCAUUGAGUCUGCCCACACCUCUAAUGACCAGUAACACUGCAGAACUGAGGGGGUUAAUUGCCCUGAACUGGUAAGAAGUGAGUCUGAAGUUGCUCUAAUAUCGUUCGUGUAAAUAAUGGGGGGCGGCCAUAGAAACAGCAGAGGUGAAUAUUCAUUCACAAAGACUAAUGGUGUUACUCGCCCUAUGGAAAUAUCUGCUUUUAUAUCCUUGUUAUUUUAUUAUUGGUUAUUCAACUCCUCCCACGCAGGACUUUCAUUAUGCACCUUGUGUCCCGUGUUCAAAGACAGAGACGUUUCUUCUCCUCUAGGGAAACUGCUGCUCUUUGGCUUUAGAUGGUGGAUCUGUGACCUCUCACGGCUUCCCAGGAUAGAAGGGUCAUUCAUAGACCUGCACUAGAUGAAGAGUCCUGGGACUGUGCAGGUGUGUGUGUGUGUUUAUACGUAGAGCUGGGGAUCUGCUGUUGUGUUGCUUUACAUUGGCAGUUGUGUGAGUAGCACAUGAUGUGGCUUUUAUCUUCUUGGCCCUGUAGCCGUAUAAUGGAGCCCCUUUAGCUGGUCAGAGGUAAGGAAAGGACAGCUAUUUCCACAAUGUGGAAUCGUACGUACACUUGUUUAUAUAUUAUGCUUUGUGUAGAGUGAUAUUUAAUGUUAAUAUGGUACCCGACUAAUCACAUUGUUUUAUUAAAUGUGUUGGACAAGGAA